AUGCAUGCAAGAGCCUUGUGGAAGGCGCCUCAAGGCCGAUUCUUCUCCACCGAUGCAGAGUUAGAUGUGGUAGUUGUUGGUGGGGGACCCGGUGGCUAUGUUUCCGCGAUUAAAGCUGCACAACUUGGUCUGAAAACAGCAUGCGUUGAAAAGAGAGGCACUCUUGGAGGUACAUGUCUGAAUGUGGGCUGCAUCCCCUCGAAGGCGCUGCUGAACAUGAGUCACAAGUACAAAGAGGCGUCUUGCAAUUUCGAGCGAUUCGGCAUCAAGGUUGGCUCGGUGUCUUUAGACCUGGCUGCAAUGCAGAGUUACAAGAACGAAAUCGUGGGAGGCCUGACGCAUGGUAUCGAAAUGCUUUUUAAGAAAAACGGAGUACAAUAUGUGAAGGGAACAGGCACACUGGCAGAUGCUCACACAGUCAAGGUGCAGCCUAUCGAGGGAGAAGGAGGGAUGCCUAGUCUCCUCAAGACGAAGCACAUCAUCCUGGCAACGGGAUCAGAGGCCUCUCCACUCGUAGGAGGUGCCUUGGAGGUUGACGAGGAGACUAUUGUCAGUUCGACAGGAGCACUGGCUUUGCAACAAGUUCCGAAGCACUUGGUGGUAGUGGGAGGAGGCGUCAUUGGACUGGAACUAGGCAGUGCAUGGCGAAACUUAGGAGCCGAGGUGACCGUCGUGGAAUUCUCGGAGAAGAUCAUCCCUUCCCUUGAUGCGGAGGUGGGAAGGGCCUUCCAAAAGCUUCUAGAGAAGCAGGGAAUUAGAUUCAUGUUUGGCACCAAAGUUGUUGGAUCUGAAAAGACCAGUGACGGUGUCAAGGUGUCAGUCGAGAACGUCAAGAGUGGAGCUGCUUCCCAGUUGGAAUGCGACGUGGUGCUUGUUUCAGUCGGAAGGCAACCAUGCACAGAGGGUCUAGGGCUCCAGGAGCUAGGAAUUCGUCUUGACAAUAGGGGCCGAGUGGUGGUAAACAAGCAGAUGCAGGUUCCGAAUUUUCCUCACAUUAUGGCAAUUGGCGACCUUAUCGAGGGGCCCAUGCUUGCCCACAAGGCAGAGGAAGAGGGCAUUGCCUGUGUCGAGAGGCUGGCGGGGAAAGGCGAUGGCACUGUCCACCACGACACGAUCCCCGCAGUCAUCUACACCCAUCCUGAACUUGCAGGCGUGGGCAAAACAGAGGAGCAGCUCAAGGCCGAGGGCGUGGCUUACAAAAGAGGAUCUUUCCCGUUCGUCGCAAAUAGCAGGGCUCGUGCGACAGGCGAUUCCGAUGGUAUCGUGAAAGUAUUGGCGUGCAAAGAAACUGACAAGCUGCUGGGAGUCUGGAUCCUAGGCCAAGGAGCAGGAGAGUUGAUUGCUGAAGCUGUGUUGGCCAUGGAAUACGGCGCAGCAAGCGAAGACUUGGGGCGUGUGUGCCACGCUCACCCCACCCUCUCUGAAGCCUUGAAGGAAGCAUGUAUGGCUUGCUAUGAUAAGCCUAUUCACAUUGCUUAG
Molecule: messenger RNA, 1479 nt
Organism: Cyclospora cayetanensis
Lineage: Eukaryota; Apicomplexa; Conoidasida; Eucoccidiorida; Eimeriidae
Product: dihydrolipoyl dehydrogenase 1, mitochondrial
Exons: 12
Coding region: 1-1479 (492 amino acids)
Cellular component (GO): mitochondrion; oxoglutarate dehydrogenase complex
Molecular function (GO): dihydrolipoyl dehydrogenase (NADH) activity; flavin adenine dinucleotide binding
Source: RefSeq, a predicted model, not a curated record